AUUAGCACCAUCUACCGGAUAUUAGCGAAGUGUCUAAAGUAUUGAUUUUUAGAAUUUUCUUAUCAGUUCUCGCAAUAUGGGAGCAUAACAAAAUCAGCGCUCGUGUACUUCACAUUCCUACAAAAUUUUUGCUUAUGAAAUGCGAAACUAGUGCCAGAUAAACAUAUCAAGUUGCAGAGAGUAGCAUAACCCACGGCUGAAAACCUCCCAACCCUCAAUCCUACAUUUUUGUUGCUUCCUGGUGAAAAAAUUUCAGCAAUUUGCAUAUACCUACAUAUUUACGCAUCCUCUUUGAUCGGAUUUUUGACGCACGUGUGUCUGCCACAAGAUCCAAUCACAAGAUCAAGAUCACCAAGAUCCAACCAAAUACCUUCUAUCUACGUCCUUCAACAGCGUCAGCAACAUAGGGCUCGCCGAGACUGCCGUACUGGACAUUAUGGCUGCUAAUCUACAACAGCAGCGCAUCAUUAACGAACAGCUGCGACGCGAGGCGAAUGUACCGCGCAUACAGGUGUCACAAGCAUGUCAGCUGAUGAUGAAAUACAUGCUGGAGCAUGAGAGUGAGGAUUGUCUGCUGAAUGGGUUCUCUAGUCAAAAAGUAAAUCCAUUUCGCGAAAAGAAUUCAUGUAGUAUUUUGUAAGUAUUUUUCUUGCCUUGAGUAAGCAAAUUAUGGUUGGAAUAUUGUUUUCUUUUCUGUAAGAUGUUUCAAAUAUUUUCCAAAAACAAAAACCUACAGUGCUAACUAUUUAUUAUUUAACACAUAAACAUACUUACAACUUGUAUUUAUAAUUAAAUUGUUUAAAUUGAAACCAUUGCCAAACUCUAGAUGAAAAGAAAAGUCUCAUAAGAAACCUCAAUUAACUAGGCGCUGUCUAAGUACUAGAAUGUGUAGAAGCGAUAAAUCGCAGAUAUAUGUAAAUGUUUAUCUUGUAUACACGUACACUAAAACAACAAAUAAAA
Messenger RNA from Bactrocera oleae (olive fruit fly), 960 nucleotides. RefSeq names its product guanine nucleotide-binding protein subunit gamma-1. The record is from RefSeq and is a predicted model, not a curated record. Gene Ontology annotation, biological process: G protein-coupled receptor signaling pathway. Lineage: Eukaryota; Metazoa; Arthropoda; Insecta; Diptera; Tephritidae. Gene Ontology annotation, molecular function: G-protein beta-subunit binding. Gene Ontology annotation, cellular component: heterotrimeric G-protein complex.